Molecule: messenger RNA, 3822 nt
Organism: Mercurialis annua (annual mercury)
Lineage: Eukaryota; Viridiplantae; Streptophyta; Magnoliopsida; Malpighiales; Euphorbiaceae
Exons: 25
Coding region: 208-3576 (1122 amino acids)
Biological process (GO): endocytic recycling; retrograde transport, endosome to Golgi
Cellular component (GO): EARP complex
Molecular function (GO): SNARE binding
Source: RefSeq, a predicted model, not a curated record
CAGCUCCAAGUAAAAAAUUCCACCAGAACACAUCUCCAACACCAGCAAAAGAAAACAGUUUUCUUUUUACUUCCCCGAUCUCAUAAACUAACAAACGAUCAGAUCUCAGAAAACAGAUUUAAAACGCUGCCGUUUCUAUCAAAACACAAAAUUAAGGCAUUGUAAAAAUGGUGGAUGAGCGUGGUGAUCUCGUGAUUACAAGUUGAAAUGCAGCCAAAUCUGUUCCCAUUCGGCGGCGUUUUUGGCAAUCCGUUUCUACUGAAUGGCGAUUUAAGUGAAGUAGGCAGUAGCGGAUUUGAAAGUUCUAGGGUUUUCUUCUUGGUGCCUUUUUUAUUAUUCCAAGGAGGCGGAAUGGAUUUGUCCAGGGUUGGUGAAAAGAUUUUAAGCUCCGUUCGCUCUGCUAAAUCCCUCGGUCUUUUGCCUUCUAUUUCUGAUCGUCCCGAGGUUCCAGCUCGAGCAGCAGCAGCUGCUGCUGUUGCGCGUGUUAUUGCUGGAUUGCCGCCUCAUCAACGAUUCAGUUUACCGUCAAGUUCGGAAGAAUUACAAUCGAUAUAUGGAAGUAGAUCACAAGGUCAAGUUGUGGAGGAGCUAGAGCAGGACUUCUAUAAGGAGGAUUUUGAUCCAAUUAGACACAUCUUAGAGCACAUUCCAUCUGAAGAAAAUGAACUGGAGCAUUUUGAGAAACAGGCUGCUCUUAGGUUGGCUCAAUUGGAUAAAGUAUCGGAACGUUUAUCCCAACAAGUUAUGGAGCAUCAUGAAGUGAUGGUGAAGGGGAUGAAUUUGGUCAGGGAAUUAGAGAAAGACUUGAAGAUUGCGAAUGUCAUCUGCAUGAACGGAAGAAGGCAUUUAACUUCAUCAAAGAAUGAAGUUUCGAGGGACCUCAUAGUAAAUUCUCAUUCUAAAAAGAAACAAGCUCUCUUGGAUAUGCUUCCAGUAUUAUCUGAUCUUCAUCAUGCAUGGAAGAUGCAAACAGAACUUGAUUCCUUGGUUGAAGAAGGAAAAUAUUGCAAGGCAUUUCAAGUCCUAUCCGAGUAUUUGCAGUUAUUAGAUAGCUUUUCGGAGCUUUCAGCCAUUCAAGAGAUGGGUCGUGGAGUAGAGGUUUGGUUGGGAAGAACCCUACAAAAACUUGAUUCACUGUUGUUAGGAGUAUGCCAGGAGUUUAAGGAGGAGAAUUACAUAACUGUGGUUGACGCGUACGCAUUAAUUGGAGACAUCUCCGGUCUGGCUGAAAAGAUACAAAGUUUUUUCAUGCAGGAAGUUCUAUCAGAAACUCACUCUGUGCUGAAGAAUAUUGUGCAAGAGGACCAGGGAUUACAAAUGCCGAAUAGCAGACUUACCUACAGUGAUCUGUGUCUUCAGAUCCCUGAAUCUAAGUUCAGGCAGUGUUUGUUGAGAACACUAGCUGUCUUGUUCAGGUUGAUGUGUUCCUAUCAUGAAAUCAUGAUUUUGCAACUGGAGAAUAAGGAUUGGGCACACCAAAGAUCAACUAUGAAGCUAAGAGACAAUCUGCCAAGUUCUGGAGAGACCCAGCAAAAUGAUUCAGUCGCAAGAAUUUCUUCUGAUCUUCAAGGAAUUAAUGGCUCUCUGUCUCAAUCUAUGGACAGAGUGCUUUCUGAAGAAGCUAUCGCUAUUGUGUCUACAGCGGACCAUAUAGGAGCUUCAAAUUCCAACCAUUCGGAUUCUCAUUAUCAAGUUGAUGAGGCUAGGAAUGAUGGUACUGGAGCAUCAAGCAGUGGAUCCCCUUGGUAUCAGCUGCGGAAAGAUGCUACAGCUUUUGUUUCACAAACUCUUCAGAGAGGACGGAAGAAUCUUUGGCAUCUUACGACGAGUCGAGUAUCAGUCUUGCUGUCAUCAUCUGUAGUUGGUUCAACGAGCAUUCAUCAAUUUUUAAAAAACUACGAAGAUCUGAAUGUAUUUAUCCUGGCUGGUGAAGCCUUUUGUGGAGUUGAAGCAGUUGAGUUCAGGCAGAAGUUGAAGGUUGUUUGUGAGAAUUAUUUUGCAGCAUUUCAUCGGCAAAAUGUUUAUGCGCUUAAAAUGGUUUUGGAAAAGGAAAUUUGGCUGAAUUUACCACCUGAUACAGUGCAAGUAAUUAGUUUUGCGGGGCUUGUUGGUGAUGGAGCACCCUUGAUUGUUCCGUCUGAUGGUAACUCUAAAAAUGUCAGACUGCUUCAAAAUGAUAAAUCAUCAAACUCAGUUGAUGCUAUUUCCAAGAAGAGUGGUUUUACAAGUUGGCUCCAAAACGGAAACCCAUUUUCACUGAAGGUCACUUCUAAAGAAGCCCAUUGUUCUUCUCCACAUAGUAUAUUUAUUUCUGGUGAAUAUGAUGGACACACAAAUGAUGGUGACAUGGUGUCUCAUAAAAGUAGGGAUGUCAUUCAUAUGAAUGGAAGCCCUGUUUCGGAAGAGGAAAAUGAAGAUUUACUCGCUGACUUCAUUGAUGAAGAUAGUCAACUUCCAAGUCGAAUUUCAAAGCCAAAUAAUUCAAGAAUUAAUUCUGCACGUUGGAAAAAUGAUGAGAUUACUGCACAAACAGGAUCAUCUGUUUGUCUUCUGAGAUCGAUGGAUAAAUAUGCAAGGCUUAUGCAGAAACUGGAAAUAGUAAAUGUUGAAUUUUUCAAGGGGAUAUGCCAGUUGUUUGAGCUUUAUUUCUACCAUGUGUUUGAAACAUUUGGUCAGCAAAACCCUAACUCAAACGGCAAAUUAUUAUCUGAUUCUAUCAAUUACCGGCUGAAGACGGCCUUGUCCAGAAUAUCACAGGAUUGUGACCAGUGGAUAAAAUCCCAGUCAACAUCACUUUUCUCUUCAGCCUCGUCUUUGACUACAUAUAUGCAUUCAGAUUUAACACCAACUAGUCCUCAGAGUCAUCUACCAGCUACAUCUUUCGGUCUCAAGGAAAGAUGCACAGCUGCGGAUAAUAUAUCUCUCGUUGCUCAACUAAUGCACAGAUCCAAAGCCCACCUUCAGUCAAUGCUUCUCCAAAAUAAUCCUGCUAUAGUGGAGGACUUCUAUGCACACCUGGUGGAUUCUGUGCCAGAUCUUAAAGAGCACAUACAUAGGACAACCGCAAAGUUACUCUUACACAUUAAUGGGUAUGUUGACCGGAUUGCUAAUGCUAAAUGGGAAGUGAAAGAGCUUGGGAUGGAGCAUAAUGGAUACAUUGAUUUGUUGUUGGGAGAAUUUAAGCACUACAAAACGAGGCUUGCCCAUGGAGGAAUUCAGAAGGAGAUUCAAGACCUUCUCUUAGAGUAUGGCUUAGAGAUUGUGGUUGAAACUCUCGUUGAAGGUCUAUCACGGGUGAAAAGGUGUACGGAUGAAGGCCGAGCUCUCAUGUCAUUGGAUCUUCAGGUUUUGAUCAAUGGCCUUCAACAUUUUGUCCCUGUAAACGUGAAGCCAAAGUUACAAAUAGUUGAAACUUUCAUCAAGGCUUACUACCUUCCGGAAACCGAGUAUGUGCAUUGGGCCCGUGCUCAUCCAGAAUACACCAAAAAUCAAGUCAUUGGAUUGGUCAACCUUGUUGCAACAAUGAAAGGUUGGAAGAGGAAAAAUAGAUUGGAAGUAUUAGAAAAGAUAGAAUGAGACGGUAUGCAGAUUCGUAUAGCCAUUUUUCGGUUUCAGGUAUAUAAGUCCUGCUCUUAUUUAUUUUUCCCCCAAUAUUAUUGGUUCGCUGCAUGAGUGAUGUAAAUUGGAUUAGAGUUGACUAAUUAGGGUUGUAUAUUUUGUAAUAUAUACGGAUUUCCCUAUGUGGGAAAAUCAAAUGUAAUUUUGGAUCACAGCUUAUGUGAAAUAAUAAUGAGUUUAUAGGAAAAUUUUCACUUCUGAGAA